Falco peregrinus (peregrine falcon) is the source of this 739-nucleotide messenger RNA. Its product is annotated as C-X-C motif chemokine 2-like. Bases 18 to 332 code for a protein of 104 amino acids. Gene Ontology annotation, cellular component: extracellular region. Gene Ontology annotation, molecular function: CXCR chemokine receptor binding; chemokine activity. NCBI's taxonomy places the organism in Eukaryota, Metazoa, Chordata, Aves, Falconiformes, Falconidae. The transcript is spliced from 4 exons. The record is from RefSeq and is a predicted model, not a curated record. Gene Ontology annotation, biological process: inflammatory response; chemokine-mediated signaling pathway; neutrophil chemotaxis.
UUGAGCCUGCUGCGAGGAUGCGAGCGCUGGCUGGGGUGGGGACAGGAGCCCCCGCACUCCUGGCGCUGCUGCUGCUGCUGGUGAUGUCCCACUCAGCCUGUGCAGCCAUCCUGGAGGUGAACGGAAACCUGAACUGUAGGUGUGUAAAGACAGCUUCAGGCUACAUCAGCCCCAAGAGGUACGAGAGCAUCGAGAUAAGACCUGUGGGCAGCACCUGCAGGCGCACAGAGAUCAUAAUUAAAUUACAAGCCUCCGGGAAGGUGUGCGUAGAUCCUGAUGCCCCUUGGGUAAAGAAACUGCUGAAGCGUAUUGCUAGCACGAAGAAAAAAUAAGUUUCCUGCUAAGGAAGUUGGUGCUUCAGAGUGCCGAGACGGGCCGGCAGGCGAUGUACCGGUGCGCAGACCCUCACUUUGCCCUUGCUUCCCCCUGUCCCGAAAGCCCUGUGUCCGGCCCCAGCAGUGGGGGCAGCUCGCUGCAGACCCCAGCCCCGCGGCAGGUUCGUGGGGGUGUUUCCCCUCUGCUGUCCAUCCCUGGAUCGGUGGGACCACGAACCCGUGAUGUAUUUCCUUGCCUAUAGACUGCGAAGACUCCCUCUGCCAGGGGCCUCUGCAGGAAGGACGUGGUGACUCCAGGCGCAGCCCCCAUCCACAGUGUGUCACUGGGAUUUUUCCUACACGGUGUGGCAUGUCCUGCCCAGAGAGCUCAAGACAAAUAAAAUCCAGGUUCUUUUCUUCUGCUC